ACAGACAGUUGAUCAACUGCAUCGAUGCUCUUUCCUCUCUUGAUGUGUUACCUGGUGGGCGAGAGUCAGUGACGUCACGUCCCCGAUACGAGCUGAGCUCGAUCUUCCUCGGGCUGCAUUCGGAGCCACUCGUUUAAACAAGGGCAUUAAACGCAUCUAAACCACGCGAGCGCGACCUCAUCAACAUCGGAUCAAAUAGGAAAACUAAAGAUGCUCCAAUCCCUCGCCGGUAAUUCGUGUGUGCGCUUGAUACAGAGCAACAAAUCGGCAUGGUAUUUUCUGUUUCUGGUGCUCGGCUAUAUUCUAUAUCUCAUAUUCGGUGCGGUGGUGUUCUCCUCUGUGGAGCUGCCGUAUGAAGACGUCCUGCGCCAGCAGCUCAGAGAGAUCAAACGACAGUUCCUCAAGGAGCACGAAUGUCUGUCCGAGGAGCGCCUGGAGAGGUUUCUGUCCAAAGCGUUGGAGGCCAGCAACUACGGGGUGUCUAUUCUCAACAACGCAUCGGCCAGUUGGAACUGGGACUUCACGUCGUCUUUGUUUUUUGCAAGCACUGUCUUAUCAACCACAGGAUAUGGUCACACUGCUCCUCUCUCUGAUGGUGGGAAGGCUUUCUGCAUCAUUUACUCUGUGAUUGGCAUCCCUUUCACCCUCCUCUUCCUAACGGCUGUGGUGCAAAGGAUUAUGGUCUAUAGCACAUGGCGGCCCGUUAUGUACGUGCAUACGCGCUGGGGUCUGUCUAAACCCCUGGUGGCCCUCGUACAUGCAACCGUGCUGGCUGUCGUGGCUGUGUCCUGUUUCUUCCUCAUCCCUGCGGCCAUCUUCUCCGCCCUAGAAGAGAACUGGAACUUUCUGGAAUCCUUCUACUUCUGCUUUAUCUCUCUCUCCACCAUCGGUCUGGGUGACUAUGUGCCUGGAGAGGCCUUCAACCAGAAGUUUCGUGAGCUCUACAAGCUGGUCAUUACUGUGUAUCUCCUCCUCGGUCUGAUUGCCAUGCUGGUGGUGUUGGAGACCUUCUGUGAGCUGCAGCAGUUGAAGCAGCUUAGGAAGAUGUUUUACCUGACGAAAGAGAAGCCCCAGGAUCGCCUGGCCAUCAUGGAACAUGACCACCUGGCUUUCACCUCCAUGCCAGACGGUACCAUCAACUCGCCCCAGGAAGAUAAAACCGAGCCCUUUGUGGACUUCCCUGUCCUAACCUCUCCGGGAGGUGACGACCCCAUGAUCAAAUAGAUGUUUCAGCUUCUAUCAACAUAACCUUCAAUCGAGGAAGACAUCUUUACCCGAGGGUUCUCGCAAGUCACUGACUGGCCACAGAAUUGUGAAAAUUACUUGAAUAUAUCACUUGAGAUUCAGCGUAUUUAACAGCCCUCUAAAAAACGAUGCCAAUCUGGCUUCCUGUUUCUUGACGUGAUGAAACCGUUCAGUGUGCUUACUGAAUAUGUGCAAAUGACUGUAAGCACAAUUAGGCCUAGCCCAUAAAAACCCAGGAACUUGAUUAAAAAGCAUACACUAAAGUCUAGUAUGUACUUGCCUAUUGAGAUUGUCCAAAUGGUGGAAUUAACCCCGACAGCAUUUUGGGGUUUAAUCUUGAUUACCACUAAAAACAUUUUUUUUUUAAGAAAGCAAAAAUGUGGGUUUCAGUGAGGCACUUACAAUGGACUUGAAUGGGGCCAAUUCGUGAACACUAAAAUACUACAUUAAUACUAUAUAAAAUAUACUAUCAUUGUGGACAAAAAAAAGUUGUUUUCUUCCAUUGGGAACCAAAACUGUUCGAAAUCUCUAUUGUUGUAUUCAGCAGAAGAAAGAAAUGCAACAUGAGGGUGAGUAAAUGACAGAAUCAAUUUUGGAUGGACUAUCACUUUAAAUUUUUAAACAUUGGACCCAUUUACUAUAAAAGUAAGACCUUUAUUGUAGCCUCAAUUUUUAGUGCAUACAUAGCUUAAAGGGAUAGUUCACCCAAAAAUGAAAAUUCUGUCAGUAUUUACUCACCCUCAUGUUGGUCCAACCCCGU
This is a messenger RNA of Pimephales promelas (fathead minnow), 2005 nucleotides long. It is a transcript of the gene kcnk1b, whose product is annotated as potassium channel, subfamily K, member 1b. The record is from RefSeq and is a predicted model, not a curated record. Gene Ontology annotation, cellular component: plasma membrane. Gene Ontology annotation, biological process: stabilization of membrane potential; potassium ion transmembrane transport. Gene Ontology annotation, molecular function: outward rectifier potassium channel activity; potassium ion leak channel activity. NCBI's taxonomy places the organism in Eukaryota, Metazoa, Chordata, Actinopteri, Cypriniformes, Leuciscidae.